AUGCGCGUCCAAACUCUCGCAACUGCUCUCCCCCUGCUGAUGCUCGCGUCCAGCGUCGCAGCUGUGGACUGUUCAACCCACAGCUUCACCACCUGCGCCGACAAGAUCGUUCACUGGUUCGACCCCGACACCGGCGAAAUCUGCGAUCCCCUAGACUGUGGCGGUGGUCGUGCUCCCCCGAAGACCGACGUCCCCGGAUGUCCCCAGUACACGGGCACUGAGACCGCAGCCACAAGCAAGUCAUAUCUUUCUUGCUGGACCCCCUCGGCCAGCGCCACCCCCACGACCGAGAGCACUGCUAAAACCACUACUGAGUCCACUUCCACCUCCAACAGUCCUGAUGUUGUUACUUCGACUUCGGUCGCCAGCGUCACUUCUCCCACUACUGUUGUCGUGACUUCCACCGCUACUGGAAACCAAACCAGUGAGGCUGCUACCAGCCCUUCGACUACUCCAGCGGCUUCUCUUUCCUCGAGCCAAAGUGCCUCUGGCAGUGGAAGUGGAAGUGGAAGCAGCUCUGCUUCAGCUCAAGCAACAACGACUUUUAACGCCGCUGGUGCGUUGACUGGGUCGCUUGCCGCUGCUGCUGGCGUUGCUCUCGGUGCGAUCGCUUUCGUCUAA
This is a messenger RNA of Penicillium manginii, 621 nucleotides long. RefSeq names its product Glycoside hydrolase 18 protein. Lineage: Eukaryota; Fungi; Ascomycota; Eurotiomycetes; Eurotiales; Aspergillaceae. Bases 1 to 621 code for a protein of 206 amino acids. The record is from RefSeq and is a predicted model, not a curated record. The transcript has a single exon.